Molecule: messenger RNA, 488 nt
Organism: Peromyscus eremicus (cactus mouse)
Lineage: Eukaryota; Metazoa; Chordata; Mammalia; Rodentia; Cricetidae
Gene: Mrpl52
Product: mitochondrial ribosomal protein L52
Exons: 5
Coding region: 16-462 (148 amino acids)
Biological process (GO): mitochondrial translation
Cellular component (GO): mitochondrial large ribosomal subunit
Molecular function (GO): structural constituent of ribosome
Source: RefSeq, a predicted model, not a curated record
AGAACCACAUUCAAGAUGUCGGCUUCCGGUUUUCCCGGCAGCGUCGCGCGUGGCCGCCGGGGCCACGCCCACUUCCGGCCCCUUUGCUGCGGCAUGGCUGCGUUGGGGAUUUGGCUGUCCAGAGGUGUCCGGAGGUUGCACUGCAGUGCAGCGGCUGGGGCCGGCGGCCGGUGGCGACUGGAGCAGGGACUGGCUGCCAACCCUUCCGGCUAUGGGCCCCUCACGGAGCUUCCUGACUGGUCUUUCGCCGAUGGCCGCCCUGCUCCCCCAAUGAAAGGCCAGCUUCGAAGAAAAGCUCAAAGGGAAAAGCUUGCAAGGCGAGUUGUCCUGCUGACACAGGAAAUGGAUGCUGGAUUACAGGCCUGGAAGCUAAAGCAACAGAAGCUGGAGGAAGAAAGGAAGCAGGAAAGUGGUCUUAAACCCAAAGGGAUUUCACUGAGAAGCCCACUUCCACAUCAAUAAAAAACAGCUCCAUUCCCGCUUUCCCA